Molecule: messenger RNA, 640 nt
Organism: Entrophospora candida
Lineage: Eukaryota; Fungi; Glomeromycota; Glomeromycetes; Entrophosporales; Entrophosporaceae
Source: the annotation of a GenBank genome assembly
AAUACUUAAUGCUCGUUCUAAAUCAAUCAAAGAAGAGAAAAAUAUAGAUUGGCCAACAGCUGAAGCACUUGCAUUUGGAUCAUUGUUGGUUGAAAAUAAGCAUAUACGUCUAUCAGGUCAAGAUGUGGAACGUGGUACUUUCUCACAACGACAUGCUGUGCUUCAUGAUCAAGAGAAUGAAGCACAAUAUGUUCCAUUAAAUGACCUUGGACCUGGUCAAGCACCUUUUACUAUUUGCAAUUCUUCUUUAUCUGAAUUUGGUACUUUAGGAUUUGAGCUUGGUUAUUCACUUGUUAAUCCCCAAUCACUUGUGUUAUGGGAGGCACAAUUUGGUGAUUUUGUAAAUAAUGCACAAUGUAUUAUUGAUCAGUUUAUUGCUUCUGGUGAAAAAAAAUGGCUUCAACGGACUGGUUUGGUAGUUUUAUUACCACAUGGUUAUGAUGGCCAAGGACCAGAACAUUCAAGUGGACGUCUUGAACGUUUCUUGCAGCUUUGUGAUGAUCAUCCUUAUGUUUAUCCAAGCCCCGAAAAAAUGGCUCGCCAACAUCAAGAUUGUAAUAUGCAAGUGGUGUACUGCACUACUCCUGCAAAUUACUUUCAUGUUUUAAGAAGACAAAUACAUCGUGAUUUCAGAAAACCU